Menidia menidia (Atlantic silverside) is the source of this 1704-nucleotide messenger RNA. NCBI's taxonomy places the organism in Eukaryota, Metazoa, Chordata, Actinopteri, Atheriniformes, Atherinopsidae. The record is from the annotation of a GenBank genome assembly.
AUGGACCUUGAGGGGGUGUUCCGUACUGACUUUAUCACGGCCAUGAAGCUGCCGGACUCGGCUCAGCUCGGUCCAGAUGACUUCUACGUGCUGUCGGACCCCUGGAGACAGGAGUGGGAGAAGGGAGUGCAAGUGCCUGCCAACCUGGAGGCCAUUCCAGAGCCUGUGGUCAGCACAGAUGAAGUCGUCCCACUGAUGUACACCUGGCUCCCAGUCAGCAUUUUGAGUCAUCGGACGAGUUUCUGUGAGAUCGAGUACCACCACAGAGGACAGGCUGCCACUUCCACUUCCAGGAAGUUGGACGACAAAAAGUAUUUUGACUCCCCGACAGCCGAACAAAUCUCCCGGCCACGAGCAGCCCACAAAUCCAUGCAGGGUGUUGGAGUCUACCUCAGCUGUCCCAGGUCACUGCCCGAGUCAACAGGUGGCCUGUUCAAAAACAGGCAGGAGAAGGAGGGGGGUGGUCAGCCUCCUCGUCCCCAGCUCUACAGCUGCUAUGACCUGGAUGACCUCGACGUUGCCUGGCUACAGCUGGUCAAUCAGGAGUUCAGACAGAUGGCAUUGUCGGAGCUGGACGAGCUGACCAUGGAGUGCGUUCUGGUGGAGCUGGAGAGCGUGUGCGAGGAGAAGAUGCAGCAGGCCAUUGAGACGGAGGAAGGCCUGGGCAUCGAGUACGACGAGGAUGUGGUGUGCGACGUCUGCCGCUCACCAGAGGGAGAGGACGGCAACGAGAUGGUGUUCUGCGACAAGUGCAAUGUCUGUGUUCAUCAGGCCUGUUACGGCAUACUGAAGGUACCGCAGGGGAACUGGCUGUGUCGGACCUGUGCUCUGGGGGUCCAGCCAAAAUGCCUGCUCUGCCCCAAGAGAGGGGGGGCCCUCAAGCCCACCCGGAGUGGAACCAAGUGGGUCCACGUCAGCUGUGCCUUAUGGAUCCCUGAGGUGAGUAUAGGCUGCCCAGAGAAGAUGGAGCCCAUUACCAAGGUGUCCCACAUCCCUGCCAGCCGCUGGGCUCUGUCCUGCAGUCUGUGUCGAGAGCACACAGGCACCUGCAUCCAGUGCUCCAUGCCCUCCUGCAUUGUGGCCUUCCAUGUGACGUGCGCCUUUGACCACGGCCUGGAGAUGAAGACCAUCCUGGCCGAGAACGACGAAGUGCGUUUUAAGUCCUUCUGCCUGGAGCACAGCUGCUCCGCCAGCAUCAGCAGCACAUCCACCAACAACACGUCCAGUUCCACACAUGUGAGAGACAGCAGCCAGGCCGCUGCCGCCGCCGCCACCGCCACCGAUGGAGAAUAUGGCACUGACAGACCCGAAUGGACCACUGUUAGCGUGGCCCCUGAGCUGAGGUCAGCCCAGCAGCACGGGCCAAACGGCAGCAGUGACCCCGGGCAGAGGUCAGUGUCGCACCUUGUUUCGGCCUCGGAGCGGGCUGAGCGGGACCAGCUGGAGAGGGAGAAGGUGAGCCAGAGGAAGCAGAAGCUCCAGGAACUGGAGGAUGAAUUUUACAGACUGGUCGACCCCAGGGAGGUGGCCGAAAACCUGGGGCUGCCCCAGUCGCAGGUGGAUUUCUUAUAUCAGUUCUGGAAGUUGAAGAGGAAGGCCAACUUUAAUCAGCCUCUGGUGACUUUAAAGAGGGAUGAAGUUGACAACCUGGCCCAGCAGGAGCAGGACGUCCUCGAGGAGGGGAACAAAUCUGACAAGCCAUAG